Messenger RNA from Ceraceosorus guamensis, 2292 nucleotides. RefSeq names its product small subunit of carbamoyl phosphate synthase. The record is from RefSeq and is a predicted model, not a curated record. Bases 305 to 1828 code for a protein of 507 amino acids. The transcript has a single exon. Gene Ontology annotation, molecular function: carbamoyl-phosphate synthase (glutamine-hydrolyzing) activity. Gene Ontology annotation, biological process: L-glutamine metabolic process; L-arginine biosynthetic process; 'de novo' pyrimidine nucleobase biosynthetic process. Lineage: Eukaryota; Fungi; Basidiomycota; Exobasidiomycetes; Ceraceosorales; Ceraceosoraceae. Gene Ontology annotation, cellular component: cytoplasm; carbamoyl-phosphate synthase complex.
AGAGGGAGAAUGAAGGAAGCAGAAGAAUAAGCGCGCGAAAUCACACAACACACGCCUCAAAGUGAUGUCAACGCUCGCCUCGCUCGCUUUCAUCUCUUCGGCCACCAACCGUUGUUAUCUCGUCGGCAAAAGACAUCAGUGGCUCCCUCGACGCCUCCUUCUCCUUCUUUCGCUCUCUCACGCGCUCGCUCCUGCAUGUUCACCCAACAGACUCGAGACGAUUAUCUCAGUGAUUCGGUCUACAAGUCCAUCGCCUGACUUCUUCCAUUUGCCUUGCCCACCCUUUGCCGCGCACGUCGACAUCAUGUUCGCUGCUGUGCGCGCACCUUCUUCGAGCGCCGCUCGCUCUCUCUCGCUGUGCGCUCUGCGCUCGCUCAGCGUCGUCCGCGUCGGCAAAAUGAGUCCCUCGCACACCCUUCCUCGUUCGCCGAGCGUCAGCUCAUCCCGCGGUCUGGCGACGGCCGUCCCGGCUUUGGACAUCGCCAUCACUUCUUCGCCCGCACCAGAGUCGCAGCCAGCCACGCUGCACCUCAAGUCCGGUCAAGCCAUCUCUGGCAAAUCCUUUGGCUCUCCUCGCACGCAAUUCGGCGAAGUCGUCUUUACAACGGCCAUCACCUCCUACACCGAGUCGCUCACCGAUCCAUCCUAUCAAGGUCAAAUCCUCGUAUUCACCCAGCCGCUCAUGGGAAAUUAUGGGGUGCCAGAUAAUUUCAGCGGCUACAGUCCCAAUGGACAUGCUGAAGAUGUCGACGUUGGAGCUUUCCUGGAAAGCCGCGGAAUUCAAGCUGCUGGCGUCGUCGUCUCUGACCUCUGCGAGAGGUUCUCCCACUUUGAGGCUCGCGAAAGUCUGGCCAGCUGGUGCGCUCGUCACGACGUGCCAGGCAUUUCGGGCGUCGAUACGCGCGCUCUCACCACGCUCCUGCGCAAUCAAGGGUCCACCUUGGGAGGCAUCGUCGUCGGCGAGAAGCACGACGUCAAGCCGGAAGCUGAUCAAUUCUUCGAUCCGAUGGAACUCAACUUGAUCCAGAGCGUCAGCACGAAACACGCCUACACCAUUCAUCCUCGUCUAGGAGAGAGCGGUGCGCGCGCUCACAUUGCUCUGCUCGACUUUGGAAGCAAGGCCAACAUCGUUCGUUGCUUGGUGCGAGAAGGCGUCAGCGUAACUGUCCUUCCGUGGAAUUACGAUUUCAACGCGGUCAGGGAUCGCUUCGAUGGACUCUUCCUCUCCAACGGACCCGGCUCUCCCAACUCCAUCCCCGAAGCCAUCGAGACGACGCGCAAGGUGAUUACAGAGUGGAACAGGCCAGUAUUUGGUAUUUGCAUGGGCAAUCAGAUCAUCGGUCUAGCAGCAGGAGCGACGUGCUACCGCAUGUCCUUUGGAAAUAGAGGCCACAAUCAGCCCGUCAUCAGCCUAUCCACUGUCGGCAACUGCAUCAAGGCGGGUCGCGUGUACGUCACUUCGCAAAACCACGGUUAUUGCUUAUCGUGGGAUCACGAUGCGCCCAACGGCGGUUGGCCAGCCGGAUGGAUCCCUUGGUUCGUCAAUGCAAACGACGGCAGCAUCGAGGGAUUGCGCGCUUCGCCAGAGAGCGGCAAGCUGGUCUGGGCUGCGCAAUUCCAUCCCGAAAGCGCUGGAGGUCCUCAGGAUAGUCACGGCAUGUUUACGGAUUAUGUGGACGAAGUGGUCAAGCUUAGGAAUGCGGAGGGAAGAAGCGUGGGAAAGGGACUGGAGGAGGAGCAGCUCGUUCCGGCUCCACGCAGCGCUACGGGUACGCCGAUAGGACACGUCGUCAGCCCUUCCACGGCCAACGUAGUCUCGCCAAAGUGACGCGCCAUGCGCCUCUUUUUCCUCGCGAAUUUUCCCAGAAGCACGGCGCCCGCACACAUGAAAGCCACUUUAAUCGAAUGCGUUUGAUCUACACCGUGGGCUAAAGUGUGCGGGUUCACUUUGCGUGGCCAGCACAUCAAUCACGAAACUUUUCACCGAAAGGACGAAUCUGUGAUUGGGGUCCCAUCUGAACUAUCUCGAGGAUGUUGCGUGGCUCUCCCGGAGCGCUGGACAUCUGAUGAAUCGUGCGCAUUCGUGUAGCUGUUUGGCCUCAUCACUACGAGCGCGUGCGCUCUGACUCUCGCUCUCGAAAGCCGUGCGCGAGAAGGACUGAUGCAAAGACAUGGAAACAACAAUGAGUCGAGCUGGUCUGCAUGAUUGUAGAUGUGAACCAAUUUUUUGCGCGAGAGCAGCGCGAGUGGGUGCUGAUGUUGGGGUUCAUGCCCCCUCCCAGCCCUUCCCCC